UCUCUGUGUCGUCUGUCUGUGUGAGAGUGAACAACCAUCCAAAUGGCUCAACAGGGAGUUCUGCUGGACCAGGACCAGUUCUGUUGUUCUGUCUGUCUGGAUCUACUGAAGGAGCCGGUCACUAUUCCCUGUGGACACAGUUACUGUAGGAGCUGUAUUGAGGGCUGCUGGGAUCAGGAUGUUCUGAAAGGGGUCUAUAGCUGUCCUCAGUGCAGACAUACCUUCACUACAAGGCCUAUGCUGAUGAAAAAUAACAUGUUGGCUGAGCUGGUGGAGAAACUGAAGAAGACAGGACUCCAGGCUGCUCCCCCUCCUGCUCUGUGCUAUGCUGGACCUGGAGAUGUGGCGUGUGAUUUCUGCACUGGGACCAGAAAGCAGAAAGCCCUCAUGUCCUGUCUGGUGUGUCUGGCCUCUUACUGUGAGACUCACCUCCAACCUCACUAUGAAUCUCCUGCUUUGAAGAAGCACAAGCUGGUCAAGGCCACGGCACAACUACAGGAGAAGAUCUGCUCUCAUCAUGACAAACUGCUGGAGGUUUACUGUCGUACCGAUCAGCAGUGUAUCUGUUAUCUGUGUACAAUGGAUGAACAUAAAGGCCAUGAUACAGUGUCAGCUGCAGCAGAGAGGACUGAGAAACAGAGGCAGCUGGGGAUGAGUCAGCAGAAGGUCCAGCAGAGAUUCCAGGAGAGAGAGAAGGAGCUGAAGGAGCUCCAACAGGCUGUGGAGUCUCUCAAGCGCUCUGCACAGUCAGCAGUGGAGGACAGUGAUCAGAUCUUUACUGAGCUGAUCCGCUCCAUUGAGAGAAGGAGCUCUGAGGUGAAGGAGCUGAUCAGAGCCCAAGAGAAGGCUCAAGUGAGUCAAGCUGAAGGACUCCUGGAGCAACUGAAGCAGGAGAUAGCUGAGCUGAGGAAGAGAAGCACUGAGCUGGAGCAGCUCUCACACACAGAGGAUCACAUCCAUUUCCUCCAGAGUUAUCAGUCUCUCUCCAGUAUCAGUGUAUCUUCAGACUUACCCAGCAUCGUUGUCCAUCCUCUUCAGUACUUUGGAGAUGUGAGUAAGACUGUGUCUGAACUGAGAGAGAAACUAGAAGACUUCCUUAAAGGAGAAUGGACCAAGAUCUCCACUACAGUGAAUAUAGUGGAUGUUGUACUGCCUCCAGAGCCCAAGACCAGAGAACAGUUGUUACAAUAUUCCUGUCAGCUCACACUGGACCCAAACACAGCAGACACACACCUCUCUCUGUCUGAAGGGAACAGAAAGGUGACCUGUACAGACCAAGUCCAACCAUAUCCUGACCAUCCAGACAGAUUCACCAACUGGUGUCAGGUUCUGUGUAGAGAGGGUCUGUCUGGACGCUGUUACUGGGAGGUGGAGAGGACUGGUGAUGUUAUUGUUAUAGCAGUCUCAUAUAAAGACAUCAGCAGAACAGGGACAGAUAGUGGAUUUGGAGACAAUAACAAGUCCUGGAGUUUACAGUGCUCUAGAGGUGGUUAUUGUUUCAGUCACAAUAAUGUUGUGACUAAAGUAUCAGGCCCUCAGUCCUCCAGAGUAGGAGUGUACCUGGAUCACAAGGCAGGUACUCUGUCCUUCUACAGUGUCUCUGACACAAUGACCCUCCUCCACAGAGUCCAGACCACAUUCACUCAGCCCCUCUAUCCUGGGUUUUGGCUCAAUGGUACUGCUGAGCUGGUUAAACUGUAGUAGGGUCCACAUAGAUACUAGUCAUGCUGGUGUAGUCUAUAGCCUAUAGAAAAUGCACCUGCACUCUGAUAGUCUCAGAGGUCCGUUAAAAGCGCAGAGAGCAUCAUGAAGAACAAGGAACACACCAGGCAGGUCCGAGAUACUGUUGUGAAGAAGUUUAAAGCCGGAUUUGGAUAAAAAAAAGAUUUCCCAAGCUUUAAACAUCCCAAGGAGCACUGUGCAAGCGAUAAUAUUGAAAUGGAAGGAGUAUCAGACCACUGCAAAUCUACCAAGACCUGGCCGUCCCUCUAAACUUUCAGCUCAUACAAGGAGAAGACUGAUCAGAGAUGCAGCCAAGAGGCCCAUGAUCACUCUGGAUGAACUGCAGAGAUCUACAGCUGAGGUGGGAGACUCUGUCCAUAGGACAACAAUCAGUCUUAUAUUGCACAAAUCUGGCCUUUAUGGAAGAGUGGCAAUAAGAAAGCCAUUUCUUAAAGAUAUCCAUAAAAAGUGUCGUUUAAAGUUUGCCACAAGCCACCUGGGAGACACACCAAACAUGUGGAAGAAGGUGCUCUGGUCAGAUGAAACCAAAAUGGAACUUUUUGGCAACAAUGCAAAACGUUAUGUUUGGCGUAAAAGCAACACAGCUGAACACACCAUCUCCACUGUCAAACAUGGUGGUGGCAGCAUCAUGGUUUGGGCCUGCUUUUCUUCAGCAGGGACAGGGAAGAUGGUUAAAAUUGAUGUGAAGAUGGAUGGAGCCAAAUACAGGACCAUUCUGGAAGAAAACCUGAUGGAGUCUGCAAAAGACCUGAGACUGGGACGGAGAUUUGUCUUCCAACAAGACAAUGAUCCAAAACUUAAAGCAAAAUCUGCAAUGGAAUGGUUCAAAAAUAAACAUAUCCAGGUGUUAGAAUGGCCAAGUCAAAGUCCAGACCUGAAUCCAAUCGAGAAUCUGUGGAAAGAACUGAAAACUGCUGUUCACAAAUGCUCUCCAUCCAACCUCACUGAGCUCGAGCUGUUUUGCAAGGAGGAAUGGGAAAAAAUGUCAGUCUCUCGAUGUGCAAAACUGAUAGAGGCAUACCCCAAGCGACUUACAGCUGUAAUCGCAGCAAAAGGUGGCGCUACAAAGUAUUAACUUAAAAGGGGGCUGAAUAAUUUUGCACGCCCAAUUUUUCAGUUUUUGUUUUGUUAAAAAAGUUUGAAAUAUCCAAUAAAUGUCGUUCCACUUCA
Molecule: messenger RNA, 2913 nt
Organism: Oncorhynchus mykiss (rainbow trout)
Lineage: Eukaryota; Metazoa; Chordata; Actinopteri; Salmoniformes; Salmonidae
Source: RefSeq, a predicted model, not a curated record